Messenger RNA from Oppiella nova, 1293 nucleotides. Lineage: Eukaryota; Metazoa; Arthropoda; Arachnida; Sarcoptiformes; Oppiidae. The record is from the annotation of a GenBank genome assembly.
AUGGUGGCUAAAAGGUUGACAAUACUGGUGGCACCCAUGGAGGGCGUGGGUCACGUGAACGCGUGUAUCGGUUUGGCACAAGUGCUGCAGAGUCGCGGCCAUAGGAUAGUCUUCGUGGCCGACCAGUCGUUUGAGGGACUGUUAUCUCCGUAUGGCUUUACAGAGGAAAUACUGGCGUCUGAAGAGAAGGACAAACUGCCCGGAGAAGUGAUGGCCAAAGUGCUACUCGAGUCGGGUUUCCUGUCGGGGGCGUCGCCGAUGGAAAAGCUAAAAGUCGGUCAAAACAUGAAAUUUGCGGAGAUUUUAGUGAAUAAGAUGCGCGCAAAUGAGCCAAAACUUCAAGCGAUUGUCGCCAAAUAUAAUCCGGAUCUCUAUGUGAUCGACGACUUCAUUGGUUCGCCCACUUUGAUCCACUCGAAUAAGCCGUGGGUUUACAUGUUUUCCGGGAAUCCAUUGUUUGUAUUAAGAGAUGAUAAGACACCACCCGGGGGUUCAGGUUUCGCAACAAAUGGAGACCGAAGUGAUUGGAAAGCAUUUCGAGAACUGUCUGACAAAGAGUUUUCAAAAAUGAAUGUUCAUUACAACAAAUGGAUGACAGACGAGGGUCUCCCUACCGUUCCCAUGGAUGGAACACUACUCACAUCCCCGCACCUCAAUAUCUACGGCUAUCCCGAGGAACUGGACUACACGGACGUCCGUCCCCUACCGGACCGGUGGCUCAGAGUCGACGCGUUUAUGCGGAACGGGGAACAGGAGUUCGCAAUUCCCGACAAAUUCCUCGACAGAGACCCCCAGAAAUCUAAACUCAUUUACCUGUCGAUGGGAUCCAUGGGUUCAGUGGACGUGAAUCUCAUGAAGAGAUUUGUGGCAAUUCUGUCGAAAUCGGAGCACAAGUUCAUUGUCUCGAAGGGAGUCCUCGGGGAUAGCUAUGAGUUGGCGGACAACAUGUGGGGCCAGAAGUCGGUCCCGCAAACUAAAGUCGUGCCGAUUGUGUCGCUGGUUAUCACACACGGAGGCAAUAACUCCGUGACCGAGACAUUCAGUUACGGGAAGCCUAUGAUAGUUAUGCCCCUAUUUGGCGAUCAAUACGACAACGCGCAGAGAGUGCAGGAAAAGGGGUUUGGGAUUAGACUCAACCCAUACGAGUGUACGGAACGGGAGUUAUUGACAGCGAUUGACAGUCUAUUGAAUGAUAAGGAUAUGAACGAGAGAUUAGCCGUCGCUUCGAAACGAAUGCUGAGCUCUCAUAGCAUUCAUAGGGUGUCCGAAGUCAUCGAAAGUCUUGUCAAAUAA